This is a messenger RNA of Ricinus communis (castor bean), 2488 nucleotides long. RefSeq names its product subtilisin-like protease SBT5.3. Bases 55 to 2355 code for a protein of 766 amino acids. The record is from RefSeq and is a predicted model, not a curated record. The transcript is spliced from 10 exons. Gene Ontology annotation, molecular function: serine-type endopeptidase activity. Gene Ontology annotation, biological process: proteolysis. NCBI's taxonomy places the organism in Eukaryota, Viridiplantae, Streptophyta, Magnoliopsida, Malpighiales, Euphorbiaceae.
AUCAUGUACACUAUAUAUUGUGAAGGUUGUUCUAGUAAUUGAGUAAGGGAAGAUAUGAAGAUCUUUAACUCCAUUAUUUCUCUUCUGUUUCUGUUUUCCCUUUUCUCUUUCUUGCAGUGUCCAACAGAAGCUGCUAAAAAGUCUUAUGUGGUGUACUUAGGUGUGCAUUCUCAUGGAUCUGAACCCUCUUCUACAUUGGAUAUCAAUGGAAUUACUGACUCCCACUAUGAGUUACUGGGUUCUUGCAUUAAGAGCAAGGAGAAGGCAAGAGAAGCAAUAUUCUAUUCAUACACAAAUUACAUCAAUGGCUUUGCUGCAAUACUUGAAGAUGAUGAAGUUCAUGAAAUAUCAAAGCGGCCAGAAGUUGUAUCAGUUUUUCCUAAUGAAGCGAGUGAACUACAUACUACAAGGUCAUGGGAGUUCCUUGGACUAGAGAGAAAUGGUCGAAUUCCAGCUAAUUCUCUGUGGCUAAAGGCGAGAUUUGGUGAAGAUGUAAUUAUUGGCAAUCUCGACACUGGUGUAUGGCCUGAAUCCGAAAGCUUCAGUGAUGAAGGGAUGGGACCUGUUCCAUCGAAGUGGAAAGGAUAUUGUGAUACAAAUGAUGGAGUUAGAUGCAACAGGAAGUUGAUUGGGGCAAGGUACUUCAACAAGGGCUAUCAAGCAGCUACAGGAAUCCGUCUGAAUUCAUCAUUCGAUACUGCCCGAGAUACAAAUGGACAUGGAACUCACACCCUUGCUACAGCAGGCGGUCGCUUUGUUUCGGGUGCCAACUUUCUUGGCUCUGCCAAUGGAACUGCUAAGGGAGGGUCGCCUAAUGCCCGAGUUGUUUCGUACAAAGUUUGUUGGCCAUCUUGCUCUGAUGCUGAUAUAUUAGCUGCCUUUGAUGCUGCUAUUCAUGAUGGUGUUGAUAUCUUGUCCAUUUCCCUUGGAAGUCGUCCUCGCCAUUAUUAUAAUCAUGGCAUUUCAAUUGGAUCUUUUCAUGCUGUUAGAAACGGCAUUCUUGUUGUUUGCUCAGCCGGAAAUUCUGGCCCUACUGCUAGCAGUGCUUCGAAUGGAGCACCUUGGAUACUCACAGUUGCUGCCAGUACAAUUGAUCGUAAUUUUACUUCUAAUGCUAUUCUUGGAAAUAAAAAGAUACUUAAGGGCCUGAGUUUCAAUACCAAUACCUUGCCUGCUAAGAAGUAUUAUCCCUUGGUAUACUCUCUGGAUGCUAAAGCUGCCAAUGACACUUUUGAUGAGGCACAAUUUUGCACUCCUGGAUCCCUUGAACCAAGCAAGAUAAAGGGGAAAAUUGUGUACUGUGUCAGCGGCUUUAAUCAAGAUGUUGAGAAGAGUUGGGUCGUUGCUCAGGCUGGUGGAGUUGGGAUGAUACUUUCUAGUUUUCAUACAUCCACUCCUGAAGCUCACUUUCUUCCUACUUCAGUUGUUUCUGAACAUGAUGGUUCAUCCGUUUUAGCUUAUAUUAAUAGCACCAAGUUGCCAGUAGCUUAUAUUAGUGGUGCUACAGAAUUUGGAAAAACUGUUGCACCUGUCAUGGCUUUAUUUUCCUCUCCUGGACCUAAUGCAAUUACUCCGGAGAUCCUGAAGCCUGAUAUUACUGCACCUGGAGUCGACAUUUUAGCUGCUAAUACAGAAGCAAAAGGACCGACUUCUGUACGUAUGGACCAUCGGCAUCUUCCAUUCACUAUUUUGUCAGGAACUUCAAUGUCGUGCCCUCAUGUUUCCGGCAUUGCUGCUCUUCUUAAAAGCUUGCGUCCUGAUUGGAGUCCUGCUGCAAUUAGAUCUGCAAUCAUGACCACAGCAAGAACUAAGAGUAACACCGGAGGGUCGAUCUUGAAUGAGAAUCUUGAGGAGGCAACCCCAUUUGACUAUGGUUCAGGUCAUAUCCGGCCAAGCCAUAUAGUAGACCCAGGCUUGGUUUAUGAUUUAAGUUCCAAAGACUACUUGAAUUUUUUGUGCUCCAUUGGCUAUAAUAAUACCCAAAUGUCAAAUUUUGUUGACAAGUCAUACAACUGCCCAUCAGCCAAAAUCAGUUUGUUAGACUUCAAUUAUCCAUCAAUCACUGUUCCUAACCUCAAAGGUAAUGUAACAUUGACUCGAACACUAAAGAAUGUAGGAACUCCAGGCAUAUAUACAGUUCGUAUACGCGCACCUAAGGGAAUUUCAAUAAAGAUUGAUCCAAUGAGUUUGAAGUUCAACAAAGUGAAUGAAGAGAGAAGUUUCAAGGUAACACUGAAGGCAAAGAAAAAUCAGAGCCAGGGCUACGUUUUUGGCAAGCUGGUAUGGUCAGAUGGGAUGCACAAUGUAAGGAGUCCUAUUGUGGUGAAGAAAGCAACAAAGCCCAAUUUAGACUGAGUUCAUUUGUUAAGCAUUUCUUCCGAUCAACAUUUGUAUUUUUUCCGGGAAAGGCUACUUGUUGAGAGCAGCUCAUGGAAAGAGCAUGUUUCCAUGUUCAUUGAAAUAACAAUAAAAUCACAUUGGAAACGAA